AUGAAGCUCUCUAUGUGUUUGAUCUCAACCGUUCUCCUCAUGUUGAUGAUAAUCGUCGCCACAGGGAUGGGUCCAGUCACAGUUGAAGCACGUACUUGUGAGUCACAGAGCCAUAGGUUCAAGGGUACAUGCGUGAGCGGAACCAACUGCGCAAACGUGUGCCACAACGAAGGCUUUGGAGGAGGUAGAUGCCGUGGAUUCCGUCGUCGUUGCUACUGCACCAGACAUUGCUGA
Messenger RNA from Arabis nemorensis, 234 nucleotides. NCBI's taxonomy places the organism in Eukaryota, Viridiplantae, Streptophyta, Magnoliopsida, Brassicales, Brassicaceae. The record is from the annotation of a GenBank genome assembly.